Messenger RNA from Onthophagus taurus, 2285 nucleotides. Its product is annotated as angiotensin-converting enzyme. Gene Ontology annotation, biological process: proteolysis. Gene Ontology annotation, cellular component: plasma membrane. NCBI's taxonomy places the organism in Eukaryota, Metazoa, Arthropoda, Insecta, Coleoptera, Scarabaeidae. Gene Ontology annotation, molecular function: peptidyl-dipeptidase activity; metallopeptidase activity. The record is from RefSeq and is a predicted model, not a curated record.
GAGUUCAGUUCAUUUUAGGUUAUGCUGCUGUCAAGAUCUUUCAGAAUUUGUUGUUAAAAACGUUAUAAAACGUGAAAUAAACGUUUGAUUGUGGUUUUUCUUAGUGGUGUUAUGUUGCUAAUUGAAUAGUUUUUAUUAAUUAAAUUUUAUCUCAACUUAAUUUAUAGGUUAGAAUUGUAAAGAACGUUUAUAAAGAAAUGGAAUUAAAAUUAAUUUUCUUACUAACAUUGUUGUUAAUAAAUAAUGGCUAUAGUGAGGAAGAAUAUGAUGAAGAAACUGAAGAAGAGAAAUUAGAGAGGAUAAAUACCGAAUGGGCCUUUGUUUUGUACGACUUAAUUGAUUAUUAUGAUGAAUAUUCAAAUGUUAGAAGAAAUUUUUUAUUGGGGACUAACUCGUCUAAAGAGAAGAUAAACGCCGAAUUAAAGUAUAGUAGAUAUUUAAGAAGUCAAUCGAAAGAUAUGGCUACAAAAGACGCUGAUAGUAUUCCUUCCGAAUAUGUUAAUAUGCACCAAAUGCUAUUAAAACCAAAUAGUGCAAUGUUGGAAGAUAACGAUUUAUUAAAGUUAACGGAAUUUUCGAAUGGGGUUGUGGAGAAAAUAAGAAAUAAUUUGGUUCAAGAUCCUAAUAAUACAGAAAAAUACUUAAACCGACGAGAGUAUGAAGAAAAAUUGGGUUCUUCACGAAACUUAACUUAUUUAGAAAAAAUUUGGAGUACAUGGAAUGAAAAUUUAAAUAUUACCGUUAAUUUUACAGAGAUUUUAUUUUUACUUGAAAAAACUGCCAAAUUAAACGAUAACUACGAUUUUAUUCAACAUUGGGAGGAUUUUGUUCAAUACCCCAACGCUUAUGAAGACAUCAAAAAUAUUUGGGUGGAGAUAGAGCCAUUUUAUAAAGAAUUUCAUACUUUUGUACUUGAUAGACUCAAUAAUUAUUAUAAAACGAAUUUCACAUACAUCCCCGUUUAUUUAACUGGAAGUAAAUUUGGUGAAGAUUGGAGUAAUUUGGCUGAAAUAAUUUUACCACAUCAACAAAUUUAUCAAGAUGCCAUUUUAACGCUUCAAGAAAAAAGCAAAAAACAUGUUUAUCAACACUGUAAUAAAGUUGCAGAAACUUUAAAGUUUAAACACAACCCAGAAAGGUUUUGGAAAAAAAGUAAUUUUAAUACAAAUGUAUGUCCAGGAGAAGUUAUUUCAUUCUGUUCAGAAGAAUAUUCAAUAUUAUUAACUUGUAAUAAAACCUCUUGGGUUGAGUAUCUAAAUACACAAGAAAAAUCGUUUGAAUUAGGAUUAAAAAAUGUUGAUUAUACCUCUCUACCUUACAGAGAAAUAAAAUCUUCCUUUGUAGAAGAAGGAAUAAAAAGCUUAGCUUCAACAAUAGCAAUACACAACAUGCCUUAUGAUGAUUUCACCGAACAAAACGCAUUUUCGACUCAUUUAAAUGCAACGGAAAAUUUAUUUACCGCAAAAUUAUUAGUUGCACUCAGAGUUUUGCCAAAAUUAGCUUAUUAUUACACCGCGGACACUUGGAGGAUUAACGAAAUCCAAUAUCCAAGUGAAAAUGUCGUUAAAUCUUGGUGGGAAGAACGAAUGAAAACGCAAGGUGUCGAAGGAUCAACAAACAAUGAACCAGAUUUUCUUCAAGACGAAUUUAUAAUUCGAAAUGAGCCAUACUUGGGGAAAUUUUUAGGAAAUGUUUUACAAUUUAACUUAUUAUCAUCGCUUGAUUUAACUUUAGAACAGAAUCCAAGUAUAAUAAAUCAACUUCUUGAUAACGAUUUUCCAUCUGUUAUCAAGGACAUCCCAUUAAAGACACCCACAGAACUUGUUUCGUGGCAUUGGAGUAUUGAUCAAAUAUAUCAUUAUGAAAUUCAAUCAUAUUUUUCAUCUUUGCAAGAAUACUUUCAAACAGCCCCAUUAGAACCUCUUGCAUUCGUACCUCGACAAAAACACAAAAAAGAAGAUGUAGUAACUACAACAAUUAGCGUUGCGGACUUUUUAAACACAACUACUCCAAAAGUUAAUGUUGAUUUAUCUAGAAAGAUUGUUGAUGAAGAAAAAGAAUCUCCAAAAAAUGAUUCAAAUAAUACAAAUGAAAAGACUGGUUUAGGACAUGGUUUUUAUAUAUUAAUUACAAUCGCAGCUUGUGCUGUUAUUAUAGUUGGAUUGUUAAUUUUUAAGCGAUUAGUUAAAAUGAAACGACCAAGAAGUAAUAAUCGACGAUUUCAAGCUUAAAGUAAUAUUUAAUUAUGCGAUAACUUAUUUAUUUAUAGAUUGGAUUGAUCGACG